Messenger RNA from Bubalus bubalis (water buffalo), 942 nucleotides. RefSeq names its product olfactory receptor 2T12-like. Gene Ontology annotation, biological process: G protein-coupled receptor signaling pathway. Gene Ontology annotation, molecular function: G protein-coupled receptor activity; olfactory receptor activity. Lineage: Eukaryota; Metazoa; Chordata; Mammalia; Artiodactyla; Bovidae. The transcript has a single exon. The record is from RefSeq and is a predicted model, not a curated record. Gene Ontology annotation, cellular component: membrane. The coding region runs from base 1 to 942 and encodes 313 amino acids.
AUGGAAAAUACAAAUGUCACCACAGGAAUAAAUUUCAUUCUUCUAGGACUCUUUAACUACACAGAGACCCAUCUGUUCCUCUUUUCCAUGGUGCUCAUGACUUUCCUCACCUCUCUGAUGGGCAAUGCCUUCAUGAUCAUGCUCAUCUAUGUGGAUCCUCGGCUUCACACACCUAUGUACUUUCUGCUUAGCCAGCUCUCCCUCAUGGACAUGAUGCUGGUUCUCACUAUUGUCCCCAAAAUGGCAGCCAGUUACCUGAGGCACACCAGGUCCAUCUCUCCCACUGGCUGUGGUGCCCAGAUUGUCCUGCUUCUUACUCUGGGAGGGGGCGAGUGCUUCCUCUUAGCCGCCAUGGCCUAUGACCGCUACGUGGCCAUAUGUCACCCUUUGAGAUACCCGAUCCUCAUGAAGCAGAAGCUCUGCUUGCAUAUGACAGCAGGCUCCUGGCUUUUGGGAGGAGUGGAUGGGCUGAUGCAGGCUGGUGCCACCCUGAGCUUCCCUUACUGCCACUCUCGAGAAAUCAACCACUUCUUUUGUGAAGCGCCAUCACUUGUUCGCCUUACCUGUGCAAACACCAUGAUUUUUGAAUUCUUCAUGUAUGUAUGCUGCAUUCUGAUGCUCUUAAUCCCACUGUCUCUCAUUUUGGCUUCCUAUAGUCUCAUCCUGGCUGCUGUGUUUCAUAUGAAGUCCACUGAAGCCAGGAAGAAGGCCUUUGCAACCUGUUCUUCCCACUUGGCUGUCGUGGGGCUCUUCUAUGGCACUAGCAUGUUUAUCUACAUGCGGCCCAAAUCUUACCAUUCAGUGGGCCAUGACAAGGUGGUCUCUGCCUUUUACACAAUUUUAACACCUAUGUUGAACCCCCUUAUAUACAGUGUAAGGAAUAUAGAAGUCAAGGAGGCUUGUAGAAAGUGGCUGGAGAAACAUUUUAAGUCAUCUACAUAG